Molecule: messenger RNA, 1106 nt
Organism: Ornithodoros turicata
Lineage: Eukaryota; Metazoa; Arthropoda; Arachnida; Ixodida; Argasidae
Product: neprilysin-21-like
Exons: 6
Coding region: 43-609 (188 amino acids)
Biological process (GO): protein processing
Cellular component (GO): plasma membrane
Molecular function (GO): metalloendopeptidase activity
Source: RefSeq, a predicted model, not a curated record
AAGUUCUAUUUAUUCAAGAUUAUACCGGACGUGGUUAAUGCAAUGAUAACGGUGUUGAUGAAAAGAGGUUCGACUGCAGAAGCGGAUUUUAGGCGCACUUUGUCGUGGAGUUCCGAGACACGGAAAAAUUAUGAAGCUGUUGAAAAAUGCAUCCAUACCACUUACAGAUCACUACAAACGCUCGGGAAAUUUGAAACUGUCCGACGAAGCUUUCAGGUUGUACUCGAGGAAAUCAUAGCCGAAAGACUAGCGAUGGAACCUACGUACCAGAUUUACGAAGAUUUAUGGAACGGAGUUGAAAAAAUCAAGUCAACGAGCUUGGAGACAGGAUUUGGACCGUACCACAAGGCUCAACUGUUCUUCUUGUACCUGGCUGAGUCCCGAUGUGACGGCUCAGCUGCUGCCAGCAUGACAGGUCGCACUUUCGUUGAUUCUUAUUUGCCCGCAGGAAUAAGGCUCCGUACGGCAAUAGCGACAUACCCCGAGUUUGCGAGAGCAUUUCAGUGUGCUCUGGAACAGAAGAUGAGACGGAACCUAAGCUGCGUCCUCUACGUCACUGAGACUACCACGACUGCAGCCGCAAAUAUUUUAUUCGAUUUGCGACGAUGACUCUCGCUAUAAAUAUAUGUGAAUGUAGGAACGGCAAUUGACUAGGAUUGGAUAAGUGCAACGUCAAUGGGUAAUAUGAUUUAGAAAAUUGGGCGACAAUCUCGGAGUCUUUGAAAUAUGUAGUUCACACAGCUACAAUGACGACAUUACGUUGGCUAUCGGAGUCACCGCAGGAAAACAUCGAGCACGAUCGAUGUUAUUGAAAUUAUAUUAUAUCAAACUAUUUUCGUUGUAUUAGUAUUCUCUGUUCUAAAAGAUUUAAUUGUGUGCAUCUGUAAUAAGGAAUACUCCUGUUCCAGGGCUACUCUUCUGAGGGAUAAUGCAUUCACAACUUGAUAGAACUAAUACAGCUUCAGUACUAGUAUAUAUGUAUCUACAGCAGGUGCAAAAAGUGCUGUGCAGAUUUGACAAUUGAAAAUUGUGUGACUUGUGAAAACUGUGCACUUUUUAUUCAUAUCGGUCUUCGUGGUUUUCCUCAGAUGUCAUAAUAAUAUGAA